UAGGAGGGCUGGGUUUUACUUUUAAAGGAUUAACGGUAAACAGCAUGUGACUAUGAUAAAGAAAACCAAGUUUACCUACCGAUAACAGUAAUGGCUUUGUUCAGUAACGGGUACUUAUGCUAUACGUCUGCCUAGAUUCAUUCAUUUACUUGCUUGCUUAUGCUACUCACCGACGUCGUAGAAGUUUAGCCGUUUAAAGAUCUGCAAGAUAAUCAUAUCUUUAAUGCGUGAUUAAACCUCACUCUGGAUGCCAAAUAAACUAACGUGUAAAAUAUGUGAAACAAGUACAGCAAGAGUGCGAUUAUAAUACAAUGUGUGCCCCAGGCUACUGGAUAUAAACUUCUGUAAUUUUCUACAAUAUCCUAGACGUACGUUUGUUUUGGGUUUUUUUUUUUUUGUGACACGAGGUGAAAUUUAGGACAAAACCGGUUGGGUUUGUUAAAAGUUGAAGAAGAGGAAACGGAAUAUUAGGCAACCCCAGUUCCUGCGUUUAGCAGGCGACAUAGUGCAAGCAAGAGACCUGGGCGGCUGGUCGUGCGUAAGCUCCGAGGCGAUGUUGGAGGAAUUUAGUAUUUCUGCUCCUUUCUAAGCAUGUUUCCUUUUGCUAAAGAAGGACAGGCACGUCGCCUUUUGUAGACCAUGUCGGAUUGGACGUACGCUGCCAUGUCGUGUAGUCUGUCAACUCGGCACACCACAAAGACUCCAGUGUUUCGGGCUGGGAAUGUGGAACAGUGUGUGGAAGAGUUUCUGAAUGAAACGUCACAUCACGCCCAUCAGACAGGUGAAAGUUGUUCUUCUGAUCUCAUGUUUACUGGAUGAUCCAACAUCCAUCAUGACUAAGAAGGCCAGCAAGGCUCUGGAGCCCGAUGAUGCUUUGUGCUGCUGUGAGUAUGUGGACCGGCGUGGUGGACGCAGUCAUGUGGCAGCGUGUUGCUGUGACUGUGAGGAUCUGGACGAGGCUUGCGACAGGUGGCUCAAGAGAGAACCCCAGAAGCCGGAUACUCUGUCUCGAUUGGUGGACACGGUGACUGAUCGCCUGCGAGUGCCCUGGAUUUCAGGGGCCAAACAAGUUGACCUGUCUUUGGUCCCACCUGUUAUCUUACUGCCGGUCCUGUUGCACAUAGCUGCUCUGCAUUACCUGCUGGGUAUUGUAGUUCUAACAGCAUUACCUGGCGUGGUGCUUUGGUAUUACCAUUUCACCCACCGUAAGAAAGGCCGCACUCUGUUCUUCCUCAGUUUAGCACUUUUCUCCCUCUUCUACACCUACUACGUCUUUCUCACUGAGAUCGUCUCAAGAGGAGACAUUAGUCAUUUACAGCUGGGCAUUGUGACUAUGGGCAUGCUCUUUACUGUCAUUACCCUGGUGCACACCAAGAGAGGGCCAGGCUAUGUCAUGCCCCACCCUUCUGAUGCUCACAGCACAGUGACUUACUGUAGCCCUCAGCCGGAAAUGGAUGCCACUUACCAGUAUGGGACAUGCUACCAGGUGGUGAUAGCCAAUCGUGCGAGUCCUUCAGAGCAGAGUGGUGAGCCCAGGGGCGUGCCAGACAGUCUGCUGCAGAAGAGCACUAGGAGGGGGAACUGGUGUCCCUACUGCAAGGUGGUCCGUCCCCCAAGAGCAGGACAUUGCCGGAUCUGCGGGGUCUGUGUCUUGCGACUGGACCACCACUGUGUUUGGAUUAACAGCUGUGUGGGACAGGCCAAUCAUCGCAGCUUCCUCCUUAUGCUUGUCUUCUUCCUGUUGACGUCGCUGUAUGGGAUCAGCCUGGUGCUGCAUCGCGUGUGUCCUGGACAGGGCCUGUUCAGUGCCCUUCUCUACUGCCCUGAUGUCUACAGCCAGUACAGCACGGCCUUGUGUUUCACGUGUGCCUGGUACUGCAGCAUUGUCACUGGAGGACUGCUCCACCUGCUGUUCCUCCAGCUGAUCAACAUUAGCUACAACGUGACGGAGCGCGAGGCCCACGCAGCUCUGAGGGACAGAACCGGCCGCAGUCUUAUCUGGGGCCUUGUCAUCGACACGGGUGUCUACUCCCGUGGCUUCUGGGCCAACUGGACUGAGUUCCUAACCAUGGGCGAGAGUCUGGAGAGGUCUGCCCUCAAACCAGAUCUGGUGUAGUGUUGGGUCAGGAUUUGUGCCAGUGGAGAGCUUUAAGGGGACAUGCUAGAGGGUGGUGAAAAGCCAUCACGUGGAAGGAUUGCACACUGCUUAAUUGCUGUCCCAAGGUCCAUUAUUCCCAGGUUUUAUUUUUGUAAUAAUUGUGGUCAAGGUCUACUGUGAGGUCAAAGGUAUUGUCAAUUUAUAGUGGAAGAAAGGUGGUAACUAUCUUUCUUUAUCCACUAGAUGGCAUUAUUUGAUAUUUCUCACUAUUCAAAUCACAAUGCAUUUACAAUACAAGUAAAUGGUGGGGAUGGUGGAAUGUUGCCCAGAUACAUCUAAUGUUCCCCUGGCUCGUCCUCUGUGUGAAUCAUAAGCCAUAUAAUAUAUGUAUAAUAUAUAUAUAAUAUAUGGGCUCCAAAUGCACUGCAACAUAACUUCAGAGCUGCUCUAUGAUGUUGCUGUUUUUUGUUUCUUUGUCUCUUUCCUUGCAGAGUUUCACAGGGUUUUCUCAAGUGUUGCAUACACAUUGUUUUAAAAUCCACCUGGAUUUAGUGCCUUGCUGUGACAUGAGAAUAGGCGCCAGCGCAAUGCGCGCGGAGUACCAGAGUCCUCUUCACAACACGGACGGCAGCACCCUGAAAGUGCUGCGGCCGGGCAGCAAGUGCUGGCAGAGAACACUGAAUGUGAUUUGUGUCUUUGUGUACUGCAAAUGGGGAUGAGUCUUUGACAUUUAUCAAACAGCGAGUGAAACUGCAAUGGUUAGGAGAUCAGGUCAUGAUGACUAGAGAUUUAUUCCCCUUUAAAGCCUCCUAAAAAACAGAUGCUUAAAAAACGGACUUUAUACACGAGCGCAGAAUGUGACUGUUGCAACCAUGGUGUUUUUUCUUAAUUUGAAGGGUUUAUUCUUUUCUGUGUGGCAGAAUGCACCCGUGACCAAAAUCUCAAUCUGACUGUAACAAUGAAAAAUAAGUGUUUAAACAGUA
Molecule: messenger RNA, 3081 nt
Organism: Electrophorus electricus (electric eel)
Lineage: Eukaryota; Metazoa; Chordata; Actinopteri; Gymnotiformes; Gymnotidae
Gene: zdhhc23b
Product: zDHHC palmitoyltransferase 23b
Biological process (GO): protein targeting to membrane; peptidyl-L-cysteine S-palmitoylation
Cellular component (GO): endoplasmic reticulum; Golgi apparatus
Molecular function (GO): protein-cysteine S-palmitoyltransferase activity
Source: RefSeq, a predicted model, not a curated record